AUGUGGUCUCUGCUCCCCGUGUGUCCUGGGCUCACGGCUCGGACCCUCUCUUGGCAGGUCAUGGGGCCAGAGUCUGCUCCUAGAGCACAAGGCCAGAAGAGAGCCCUGUGGGCAGCCAGUCUGACCUCCUGGAGGGAACAGGCCAUUGGGCUUCCUUGGGCAGCCUCAGGGUUGCCGUCAGCACUGAGGGAGACACAGACCUCACCUGCAUCCAUGUUGUGUCUUGUUAUCUUUGCAGCUCACGCCCUUGGCCUAGCCGCAGCUGCACAGAAGGCCGUGCUGACCCUGAACCCUCCCUGGAGUACCGUGUUUAGGGGCGAGAGUGUCACUCUGUCAUGCAAGGGAUCCCGCCCUCCUGGAAGCACCCCCACCUCUUGGUGUUUGGAGGGAUAUUCCUGGAUAUCAACAGAAACAAACCUCCAAAUUAAAGCUGCACAAAUGGAAGAUGCAGGAAAAUACCAGUGCAAGACCAGUGACUCUACAUGGAGUGACCACAUCGAGCUGACUGUUUCCAGCGGCUGGCUGAUUCUCCAGGCCCCGCAUUAUGCAGUGUUCGAGGGGGACCGGCUGCUUCUGAGAUGUCGUGUGUGGAGGGGUGGUGAAGUGUCUGGGAUGAGAUACUACAGAGAUGGAGCAGACAUCACACCAAGGCCUGUUCAGCCCAGUUAUACUAUUGAUCAAGCAAAGACAACAGACAGUGGCACAUACCGAUGUGAAGGAGAAGUGUUAUCUGGUUCUCUUUAUUUUAUAAGAUAUUCUAAUGAGGUGCUGGUUCUUGUCCAAGAGCUGUUUUCAACACCCGAGCUGAGGGUGGCCGGCUCAGCUGAAGCCAGGGAAGAAAGCCCACUGACCCUACGGUGUGUCACGCAGCCCAAGCCCUGGACAUCAGACCUACAGCUUCAGUACUCCUUCUACAAGAGCAGCACGAUUGUGAGAGGACCAGAGAGCUCCCCUGUGCACCACAUCCCAGCAGCAAGCCUGGCAGACUCAGGACCCUACUUUUGUGUGGUGCAGACAGUGACCUCAAGUGUAAGGAAACAGAGCCCUGAGCAAGGAAUCAAGGUUAAACGAGUCCCUGUCUCCGGAGUCACCCUGGGGGUGCAGCCCCGCAAGGGGCAGGUGGUGGCAGGGGAGCGGCUGGUGCUGAGCUGCUCCGUGGCUGCGGGCACGGGGCCUCUCGCCUUCUCCUGGCACCGGGAGGGCUCUGGCCUGGCUCUGAGGACAGAGACUUUGCGCUCACGGAGGAUGGACUAUGAGAUCCCUGCUGCCAUGGAGAGAGAUGCCGGGGAGUAUUACUGCGCUGCCUCGAAUGGCCACGACCCGGUCCUGAGCCCACGGGUGACAGUCACAGUGUGGGUGCCUGUGACUGGAGCUAACAUUAUCAGAGAUAAGCCAGAGCUGGUGCUCACAGUGGGAGAAAGCCUGAAUCUCAGCUGCUCGGUGCAGGUGGGGACGGACCCAGCAUUCAGGUGGCUUCACAAUGCCCAGGAGCUGGACGUGGCCUCAGGGCUGGGUCUGCUCAGUCCUGUGGGACACGUCCUGUAUGUGGAGUCAGUGCAGCUGGGCCAUGCGGGGAAUUACCAAUGCAUCGCCAGCAACCAGUUCAGCCUGGAGAGAGUCUUCCAGGCCUCCAGCAAGAUUCUGGCCAUCACCGUGAGAGAGGAUGCGAGUACCUGGGUGGCUGUGGGUGUGACUGUCACCCUCCUGUGUCUGGCCGGUGCCACUGUGGCUGCCGUGGUCUGCGUCAGGCACCAGCAGAAAGCAGGGGAGAUAUGUUUCAGUGCCUGGUGGAGGAGCACGCCUGGCCCAGUCCAGCAGGAGCCCCCUGCCCAUGGGCUGCUUCCUCCAGCUACCCUGGGGUCCAGUGAGCUGGAGCUAGAGUAUGCCAAUGUGUGUCCCCAGGAGCAGGGGAGCAGAGACGUGAUCUAUUCCAUUGUCAGCAUCCAGAAAAGAAGUGGCGCCAAGCCCACAGGAACCUCCCAGAUGGAUAAUGGACACCUUGUCACCUAUGCUGUGCUCUGUAGUCCCAAGCCCUCCUGGGAUUCAGCCACCAAAGUGAGGGCAUCAGAAGGGGGGGACCAAUCCAAGAGCGACAUUUAUGAGACCAUUACCCACCUUUGACCUGCGCUGACCCCAGCAUGAGCCCUCAAUGUCUGGGACAUCCCAUGCUGCUCAGUAACACUUCACUAUCCACCUGGCCUGCAAAAGAGAGCACAGGGCGCAAGGGCUGCAACCACAGGAGCUGAUGCCCAGCCUGGUGCCUCCAGUGGCAGCAUAGCAGUGGCUGUGGCUGUAGCUCUGUACUGAGCAGCUGCUGCCAUGCCCGAGGGCAGCAUGCCCAGAAAGCCAGGGCUGAGCUGGGCAACUGGCUGAGUUAGGGUUUCUUGGCCUGGAUGGAGGGAGCCCGGGCAGCAGCCUUGAUCUGCUGCAUUCCCUGGAGUGGGGUCUCUGACCCUUCUGUCCUCACCCCAGAGGUUGCUGCUGUCACAAACCCAUCUACCGAGCAUGCCAGAGCUUAAGAUGCAAGGACACUUGUAUAUGUUAUGACUUGUUGGCAUACACGUUAUGAAACGGUAUGAAAAAUCACCACUUCUCUAGCUCAGUUGUGUAACCAAAUACAUGUACACGCUUCUUUUUCAUGUCAGAUUUUGAUUUAUCAUGACAAGUUAGACCACCUCCGAGAUGUUUUAUUUUUACCA
Molecule: messenger RNA, 2699 nt
Organism: Alligator sinensis (Chinese alligator)
Lineage: Eukaryota; Metazoa; Chordata; Crocodylia; Alligatoridae
Product: Fc receptor-like protein 4
Exons: 12
Coding region: 1-2121 (706 amino acids)
Biological process (GO): cell surface receptor signaling pathway
Molecular function (GO): transmembrane signaling receptor activity
Source: RefSeq, a predicted model, not a curated record